Molecule: messenger RNA, 5613 nt
Organism: Eupeodes corollae
Lineage: Eukaryota; Metazoa; Arthropoda; Insecta; Diptera; Syrphidae
Exons: 1
Coding region: 1-5613 (1870 amino acids)
Biological process (GO): DNA integration
Molecular function (GO): nucleic acid binding
Source: RefSeq, a predicted model, not a curated record
AUGUUGGACGAAACUGAAGUUUUUAUUAUUGUAGCCAAGCAAAAAACCUUGGCUGAAGAUAUCGAAACAUUGAACAGAAAUGUUGGUAAGGACAGUGCGUCAAGGAAAACCCUCAGAUACAAAGAAGAAAGACUCCAACGUCUAAGUGCUCUAUGGUCUGAGUUUGACUCAAACCAUCAAAAAAUAGUGUCUACAGUAAAAAAGGACACUCCUUACAUGCAAAGGGAUACAUAUAACCGUGUGAAAUCGGUGUACGAAGAACUAAGAAAAAAAUUAGAUGCAAUUAUCCCAGAACUGGAAAAAAGGAAUGAAAGUGAAGGAAAACCCAAAGACAGUGCAGAUGUUCUUCAGAUGCAAAAGUUGAAAAAACUAAGGCUUAAAGUCACCGCCAUAGUUGAGAACUUGGAAGAAUUUGAGCAAACUUUCGAUGACUACUCCAAGGAAAUAUAUGAGUACCAACAAAAAAUGUUACUUGAACAACUUCGAAACAUCACCGAUCUGCAUGAAGACUUUAUUGCAAAUGCAUCGGAGGAAGAUCUGAAGGUACCGUAUGUGGCAAACAACGAGUAUAAGGGUGUAAAACAGGACAUUAAUAGGUUCCUUCACCAAAUGGCAUCCAAUUUAGUCAAUGGCAACAAUAGUAACAAGCCAAAAGAAGCGAAACCCGAAUCAAUGCUUCCGAGGCUGAAGAUUCCGACCUUCAAAGGAAAUUUCUUAGAAUGGCAACCGUUUUAUGAUCUUUUCUCCACAAUCAUACACAAUAGAAGUAGCCUCAACACAUCAGAAAAAAUGGAAUAUCUGAAGACACAUUUAGAGGGAGAGCCGCUCCAUUUAAUCAAACAUCUUACAUAUUCAAGUGAAAACUACAAUAGUGCGUGGGAAAUCUUAAAAAACCGUUACAAUAACGAAAGAAAGAUUGUAUCUAUUCAUCUAGAAAAGAUGUUUAAGGCUGGACAGCCCACUAACAUUCCAUCAGCAACGUCGAUCAAAAACAUUUUUGAUGCCAUCAAAGAAGGACUGGCAGCACUCAAAAACAUGGGUUUCGAUACCACAUCAUGGGACCCAAUUAUAGUACACAUGACGACUAAAAUGCUUGAUACCGAAAGCAGAAACCUGUUUGAACAAGGGCUAGCAGAACCAAACAAAAUGCCAAUUUUGAAGACACUUUUGGAUUUUCUAGAAAGGCGUUACCAAGCCCUUGAUGUCCUCGCUCCCACAAAGAAGCAAAACAAAUCUUUUGAUGAACCGAAACAUACACUUCGCAACUUUCACAUCGAUACGAAAAACCUCCAAUGCCCCAUUUGCAAAGGCGAACAUGUUAUAUACACAUGUCAAAAAUUCUUAAAUGCGACACCAAAAGAAAGAUGGCAGCUUUCCAAACAAGCUAAGCUCUGCUUGAACUGCUUACGACAUGACAAGCAAUUACAAUGCUUUAGCAAAAGAAAUUGCCAUCAUUGCAACAAAAAGCAUCAUUCAUUUCUACAUAUGGAUUGGGCUGAGCGAUUCCCCCAAAACAAACAAACAGACUCAGCUCAAAAAGACGUGAUAAAAACAACCAGACAAGUUAACCACAGUGAGCAGGACCAAAAUGUAAUAAUUGCAACAGCCAUAUUACAAAUAAACAAUGAAGACGGACUUGGCCGCACUAUAACAAUACGUGCACUGAUUGACCCUGGAUCACAGGCGUCAUUGAUAACUGAAUCCAUAGCACAAACACUUAAACUAAAAAGACAAAAUGUUUCUGUUGAAGUAAGUGGCUUGGGUGCAACAAAUGCAGGAACCGCAAAAAACAAGGUCAAUGUCAAAAUAAGGCCUCACUUUACCUCAGAAUUUAGUCUCGGAUUAGAAGCUCUUGUACUUCCCAAACUUACAAGACAACUUCCUUCCAAGACUACAAGUUGCCUUAAAAUUGGAAAUUUAGAUCAGUUAAAACUCGCUGAUCCUACCUUUAAUGUUCCUGGACCGAUUGACAUGAUAAUUGGUGCUGAUGCAUAUGGUGACAUAAUUCUUGACGGAAUAAAACGAGAUGAUUCAAAUUCACUGAUAGCACAGAAAUCACAGCUAGGUUGGUUAAUAUCUGGGCGAACUUCAAAUGAAGAAACUAACAAAUAUAGUAUCACUGGACUAGUAACACAGAUUUCAGUCGAUGUACUUGAAAAAUUUUGGGAGCUAGAAGAAGUUUCCCAACCAAAAAUUCAGAAAAUAGAAGACAAACAAUGUGAACAAUUUUACAAGGAAACACAUUAUCGAAAACCAAAUGGGAGAUACGUUGUCAAAAUCCCAUUCAACCAAGAAACAAUGCAAACUAUGCAACUAGGCGAAUCCAAAAAUCGAGCAAUAGCGAGAUUCCGUCAAUUAGAAACUCAAUUGAACAAGAACCAGAAUCUUAAACUUGAAUAUACACAAGUAAUAAAUGAGUUUCUAGAGCUGGGGCACAUGAUAGAAGUUGACUAUAACAAUCCGAACCGAGAGAAUAUUUUCUACAUGCCUCAUCAUGCCGUCAUUAAACCUACAAGUACAACAACAAAACUAAGAGUUGUAUUUGAUGGGUCGGCAAAAUCGACCACAGGAGUGAGCCUAAACCAACUAAUGUUAGUUGGCCCAAAACUACAAGACGACAUUACAACAAUUCUGAUGAGAUGGAGGAAACAUAAGUACGUGUUUACUUCUGACAUAGAAAAGAUGUACCGCCAAAUCGAACUACACGAAGACCACCAAGAUUAUCAAAGAAUUUUGUGGAGGAGUUCUAAUGAUCGACCCAUUAAAGAGUACAAGCUCACUACUGUCACUUAUGGAACGGCAUCUGCUCCAUACUUGGCCAUUAAGACUCUUCAACAACUAGCUGAAGACGAACAACAAAAGUAUCCUAUCGCUGCAGAAAUAGUCAAACAUGACUUUUAUGUCGAUGAUGUUAUGUCCGGAGGGAAUACGAUGGCAGAGUGCAGAAAAGCUCAAGAGCAACUUAAUGAAAUGUUAAGUGGUGCAGGCUUUCAUCUCCGAAAAUGGGCUGCUAACAACAAAAAACUGCUUCAACAUAUACCCCUGGAAUUACAAAAUCAACAGAAAAUAGACGUCAUGAAGGAAGAGACAAUAAAAACUUUGGGAAUUCACUGGAAUCCUUUAAAUGACACUUUCCAGUUCAAGGUCAGCUUGGACACAAGCGUGGAUACCAUGCUCACAAAACGAAAAACCUUAUCCGAAAUAGCCAAACUGUUUGACCCCCUUGGCUGGUUGGCCCCUGUGACUGUUAGCGCAAAAAUCCUAAUGCAGCGCAUUUGGAAAUCUGAAAUCAACUGGGAUGACCCACUUCCAAUAGAACUUCAAAAACAAUGGAACAAGUUGAAAAGGAAUUUAAUAACAGUUGAAGACAUCAGAAUCCCAAGGUGGAUAGAAAUUACAAAGAACCAACAUUUUGAGCUUCAUGGAUUCUGUGAUGCAUCCGAAGCAGCAUAUGCAGCAGUGGUAUACGCAAGGGUGGCUCUACCAACUGGUUAUUUUGCUACAACACUCUUAACUGCAAAAACAAAAGUAGCACCAAUUAAGAAGAAACUUCCUCUUCCAAAACUGGAGCUAUGUGGUGCUCAUCUGCUGUCAAAACUACUGGCAGAAACUUUGAAAACCUUUGGCUCACAAGUGGAAAAAAUAUUUGCCUGGACAGAUUCCACGAUCACAUUGGCUUGGAUUCAAAAAUGCCCAUCUACUUGGAAGACAUUUGUUGCAAACCGAGUUUCAGAAAUACAAGAGGCAACAGACACAACUUGCUGGAGGCAUGUACGAUCAUCCGACAAUCCAGCUGAUUUUGGUUCAAGAGGCUGUUUCCCAGAACAAAUGUCCAGCAAUCAGAUAUGGUGGUUUGGACCUGAUUGGCUGCAAUUCGAUUCAGAUCAUUGGCCCUCACAAGAACAACAAACGAAUGCAGUGAUUGAUAUUCCUGAAACAAGAAAAGUCCUAACAAUUGCAGCAGAGGAAACUAGUGACAUCACCAAAAGAUUCUCUAACUACUAUAAGUUAAUAAGAGUAGCUGCUUAUUGUAGGCGAUAUAAGAACAACUGCAGAAGCAAGAAACUAAACAAUCCAAUUAAAACUGGUGUUUUAACAGUUCAGGAGUUGAACAUCGCGACAAAGGGAAUUAUACGAUAUAUUCAAGAAAAGGUAUAUUCCGAAGAACUAAAAUGCCUACGAAGUGGAAAGAACAUCAGCAAAAGGAGUAAAGUACUCUCCUUAAAUCCACUUUUAAACGAAGACAAUAUCCUUGUUGUUGGCGGCCGAAUACAAAAUUCGGAGCUUAAUAACACAGAAAAACAUCCAAUCAUCCUGCCUCACGAAGAGUGGUUUACAAAACUGCUAAUUGAAGAUGUCCAUGAACGAACGUUGCACGGUGGUAUCAGACUUACACUUGCGAAACUAAGGCAGCGCUAUUGGGUCAUUCAAGCUAAAAGAUGUAUUCGACAAGUCAUACAUAAGUGUAUGAAAUGCUUCCGUUUUAAAGCACAGCCAAAAACUCAACAAAUGGGACUACUUCCAGCAGCUAGAGUAACACCAUCAAGACCGUUUACACACACAGGUGUUGAUUAUGCUGGACCAAUUCAAAUAUUAAUCUCCAAGGGGCGAGGAAACCGAUCGACCAAGGGUUACAUCGCCAUAUUUGUUUGCUUCGCUACCAAAGCUAUCCAUAUUGAACUUGUGAGCGACCUUACCACAGCAGCAUUCAUGGCUGCAUUGAAACGAUUUACUUCAAGAAGAGGUCUUUGCUCGCAUUUCUAUAGUGACAAUGGUACCACAUUUGUUGGGGCCAACAAGGAAAUCCAAAAACAAAUGCAAACAAUCAUCAAGCGUCAUGAAGAAGAUGCAUCAUCAAAACUUGUGAAAGACGAAAUCGAAUGGCAUUUUAUACCACCCGCAUCACCGCACUUUGGAGGACUUUGGGAAUCAAGUGUCAAGUCGACAAAAUAUCAUCUAAAAAGAGUUAUCGGUGAAACAAUGCUUACGUUUGAAGAACUGUCAACCCUGCUGACACAAAUAGAAGGUUGUUUAAACUCUCGACCACUUACGGCAAUCGAAAACGAUGUUGAUGACACCACAAUUCUGACUCCUGGACACUUUUUGAUAGGAGCUGCUCUUAAUGCAGUACCCGAACCAAUUAUAGACGAAAAGAAAACAUUUCGAUCUCGAUGGCAGUUGAUACAAAAAAUGACUCAAGAUUUUUGGAAGAUCUGGUCAUCCGAAUACCUUUCGCAGCUGCAACAACUUCCCAAAUGGAAACAAAAAGAAGAAAACAUCAAAGUUGAUGACAUUGUGCUCAUCAAAGAAGACCGGCUACCACCAACAACCUGGAUGAUGGGAAAAAUAGCAGAAGUUCACCCCGGCACCGACAAAUGUGUUCGAACAGCUACAGUGUUUAGUAAAAAUAAACUCUUUAAACGGCCCAUCACUAAACUGUGUCGAUUGCCCAUAGAAAAUGAACAACUAGAAACACAAGUCCGACAAGUCAACUUAUCAACGAAUAUAGCUAAGCCAUUCUUUUGGCUAUUCAUACUAUUCGGAGUACUGAGCUUGGCUACUUCCUUCGCCACAACCCGUCAACAUGAGGUCGAAAUCACACCAUUUGACUAG